AGUAUUUCUCCAAAUCUUCCAGAGCAAAUGCGGUGAAUUAAUUCAUGGCCCCUCUUGGUGAUGUAGAUUCUCGAUCGUAUCCAUCCACACUAAUGCUCGCUGUCCCGGAGAUCGAACAGAAGGCGUAAGCUUUCUUGAAGUACGCAAUUUUGACAUCUCUAUAUGGCACUGUCACUUCCAUCUGCAAGUGUUGCAUCUCACUGUCAACAGUGGUGGUGGUGUGCUACCGCCUAGCCGCCUACCAUCACCACUGCAGCCUCCCAAACACACGCGCACCACUCCAUGGAAGAAGAAGAAGGGGGACAUCAAACGUCGAGCAUCAAGCUGAUACGCAUCGCUGUGACCAUCUUGUUCACUCUUUUCUUGGGACAUCGCUACAGUGGCGUGCGCAUGCGCAUGCGCGCUCUGAAACUGCAAUCGGUGUGACCUGCCCACUGGCGCUCACGCAGAAGGCGCUGCCUAUAAGAGGCGUGCUUAUGCGACGCAUAAGCCACAAGCUCCUGAUUAAACUAACAAUCUGGUAUAGUUCGUUUUUUGUCUCUGACUCUGACAGAGGGUGAGGGAGGAGGAGGAGACCACGGUGGGGAAGGAAGCCAUGGGGGAGGAGGAGGAGCAGAGGAACAAUGGCGGCGACGGGGGCGGGAGGAAGGGCGGGACCAACAAGUACGCGGUGGCCUGCUCCAUCAUCGGCUCCAUCAUCUCCAUCCUCAUGGGCUACGACAGCGGCGUGAUGAGCGGCGCGAUGCUGUUCAUCAAGGAGGACCUCAAGACCAACGACACGCAGCUGCAGGUGCUCGCCGGCAUCCUCAACGUCUGCGCGCUCGUGGGAUCCCUCACCGCCGGCCGCGUCUCCGACUGGGUCGGCCGCCGCCUCACCAUCUCGCUCGCCGCAUGCAUCUUCCUCGCGGGCUCCGUCCUCAUGGGCCUCGCGCCCAACUACGCCACGCUCCUAGUCGGCCGCUGCGUCGCCGGCGUCGGCGUCGGGUACGCCCUCAUGAUCGCGCCCGUCUACGCCGUCGAGAUCGCGUCGGCGGAGAUCCGCGGCUCGCUCACCUCGCUCCCCGAGAUCUGCAUCAGCUUCGGCAUCCUCAUCGGCUACGUGGCCAACUACUUCCUCGCCAAGCUGCCGCUGGUCUACGGCUGGCGCACCAUGCUGGGGCUCGGCGCGCUCCCCAGUGCCGCGCUCGCCGUCGGCGUCCUGGCCAUGCCGGAGUCGCCCCGGUGGCUCGUCAUGCAGGGCCGGGCCGAGGAGGCGCUCGUUGUUCUCCGGAAAGUCUGCAACACGGCGGAGGAGGCCGACGUGCGGCUCGCGGACAUCAAGAGCGCCGCGGGGUUCAUCGAGGGCGACGCCGCGCCCGUGCCUCGCGGCGGCGGCGAGGGCGUGAUGAAGGAGAUGUUCCUGCACCCGACGCCGGCCGUCCGUCGCAUCCUCGUGGCCGCCCUAGGCGUCCACUUCUUCCAGCAUCUGACGGGCAUCGAGGCGGUGGUGCUGUACAGCCCGCGGAUCUUCAAGGCGGCCGGCAUCGCCACCCGGAACCAGAUCCUGGCGGCGACCAUCGGCGUGGGCGUGACCAAGACGGUGUUCAUCAUGGUGGCGAUCCUGCUCGUGGACCGCGUCGGCCGGCGGCCGCUCUACCUCUCCAGCCUCGCCGGCAUCAUCGCGUCGAUGGCCUGUCUGGGCCUGGGCCUCACCGUGAUCGAGCGGUCGGCGCCACACCACGGCGCGCCGUGGGCGGUGGCGCUGGCCAUCGCCGCGGUGUUCACCUUCGUGGCGGCCUUCUCCAUCGGCGUGGGGCCCAUCACGUGGGCCUACAGCUCGGAGGUGUACCCGCUCCGGCUGCGCGCGCAGGGCGCCAGCGUCGGCGUGGCCAUCAACCGCAUAAUGAACGCCGGCGUGUCCAUGACCUUCGUCACCCUGUACAAGGCGAUCACCAUCGGCGGCGCCUUCUUCCUCUUCGCGGGCCUGGCGGUGGUGGCCGCCGCCUUCUUCUACUUCUUCUGCCCGGAGACGCAGGGCAGGGCGCUGGAGGAGAUCGAGGAGGUGUUCAGCCGCGGGUGGCGCGCGCGGCAGAGGCAGCAGGCGCCGUCGCCGUCGUCGGUGGAGCUGCCGCCGGUGCCCGACAGCAAGGCGCGGCCGUGAUCGCUGAUGGAAUGCUACUAGUAGUCCUAUGUAGUGUUUGACGCUAUCUGUGCAAGAGUUGGCAUUAUGCCCGUAUGACAUGAACUGUUCAGGAGAUGGACAAGUGAAUUGGCCUCGUA
This is a messenger RNA of Aegilops tauschii subsp. strangulata, 2259 nucleotides long. Its product is annotated as probable polyol transporter 6. Gene Ontology annotation, biological process: transmembrane transport. Gene Ontology annotation, molecular function: transmembrane transporter activity. The record is from RefSeq and is a predicted model, not a curated record. Gene Ontology annotation, cellular component: membrane. Lineage: Eukaryota; Viridiplantae; Streptophyta; Magnoliopsida; Poales; Poaceae.